AUGGCUCCUCAAUGCGCCGCGGCAGGACCGCCACACAGAUGCGUCAACCGCCUGCUAUCUGGAGGCCCGAGCACUUUGCUGUGAGAGGGAAGGAGGGGGAGAAGUAAAUACAAGCUUUAAGAAAGGGUGGAGAGCACCAGACAUCCGAGAUUGUGGACAAUCACGUUGACGCUGUUUGCAGUCGUAACUUUGUCUGUCACAGAGACCGACACAAGACCACCGAGAGCCAUGGGUUCGUGCACAGAUGAAGAAUUCAAAGAUAAAUUACUAUGGAAUGUGAAAAGAGAGGUGAAACAGAUCAUGGAGGAGGCGGUGACUAAGAAGUUUGUCCAUGAAGACAGCAGCCACAUCAUCGGCCUGUGCCGCACCAUCGAGGCGUGUCUGAGCCACCUGUUGAAACGGCGAGCAGCGGGCUUCCUGCGUAGCGACAAGAUCGGCGCCCUUUUCACCAAGAUCGGCAAGGUCAACGCCACGGCCGGAGAGGUGUGCCGGAAGGUCCAGGAGCAGCUCACACAGCAGGCAGAGGUCACCAGAACCCAGAGGACCCAGCGUGUGGGUCAGGAGCCCCUGAAGAGGCAGGGGUCGUCGUCUGCAGGUCGCGCCCCCCAGCCCCUCUCCGCUCAGGCCAUCAAGCACAUCUGGGUUCGCACCGCCCUCUUCGAGAAGGUCCUGGACAAGGUCGUACAGUACAUUGUGGAUAACUCCAGUAAGUACUAUGAGAGGGAGGCUCUGAUGCAUGACUCAGUGUUUGGACCCAUCCUGGCAUGUCUACUGGUGGGCCCCUGUGCUCUGGAGUACACUAAGCUGAAGACGUCCGACCACUUCUGGACGGACCCGACGGCCAACGAGUUGGUCGAGCGCCACCGGAUCCACGGGGCCCACCGGGGCCAGGACGCUUCCCCCAGCAGGAGGCCCGCUCUGGGGAUCCAGAAGAGACAGUCCAGCGUCAGCAUGUCCGAGGAUAAGUUUGCGGCGUCUGCGCGGGAAUACGUGGAGUCUCUUCACCAGAACUCCCGUACUCACCUGCUCUACGGCAAAAACAACGUCCUGGUCCAACCGAAGAAAGAGAUAGAGGUGUUGCGGGGGUACCUGUCUCUUCACCAGGCAGGGGACAACCUCACCUUGAAGUGGACCCCUAACCAGCUCAUCAACGGCACCCUGGGGGACUGUGACCUGGACAAGAGUAUCUAUUGGGACUAUGCGUUGACCGUGCCUUUACGACAGGUCGUGUGCAUUCACUGUCACCAGCGACCGGACUGUGGUGGGACUUUGGUUCUGGUUAGUCAGGACGGUAUCCAGCACCCCCCACUCCACUUCCCCCCCGGCGGCCACCUCCUGUCCUUCCUGUCCUGCCUGGAGACGGGCCUACUGCCCCGCGGUCAGCUGGAGCCACCACUCUGGAGCCAGAGAGGCAAGGGUAAGGUGUUUCCUAAGGUAAGGAAGAGGACCAGUACAGUCAGGCCGAUAGAUCAGGAGGGAGAGGAGCAGACAGCAGCUGACUAUGUGUUCCGUAUCGUCUAUCCUGGACACCACCACGACUCCACAGUGACUAUAAACUACCACCACACCACGGGCAGCCGUGCUCCCUCGCUGGAUGAUGAUGAAGAGGAAGAGGACAGACUCCAGGCUAUGAUCUCAAUGAUCUGUUGGCGGAACCUCACAGAUCCUAAUGUCAUGAAAGACCAUGGGGAGAUGAUGGACAUCCAGGGAGCCUAUACGGGAGGCAGCCCGUCGUCAUGGCAGCAGGCAGCAGAGUGCACCAGUCACAUGUCGUCAUGUCUGUGUUGCUCCACAAGGGGCAGUAAUGUCUCCUUGGAAUACCCAGCAGGCUGCACCUGCAUCCACGACCGUAUCCCUCUGAAGAUGCUGUGCCAGAAUAUGAAAAGGCAGAUCGUGUCCAGGUCCUUCUACGGAUGGCUGGCCUACUGUCGACAUCUGUCCACGGUCCGUACCCACCUGUCAGCACUGGUCAGCCACAACAUUGUCCUUCCUGAUAAACCUUGCGAGGCAUCGGGGGGACUGAGCAGAGACGUGUGGAAAAUGUACCAGAAAGACUGCAAGAACUAUAAGGAGUUGGAGUUGUUGUGGCUGGUGUAUUACGGAGGUGUACAGCAUGACAUCAGGAAGGAAGUCUGGCCCUUCCUGCUGGGUCACUACAAGUUUGGCAUGGGCCAGAAGGACAUGAACCAGAUCGAUGAGAAGAUCGGUGCACGGUACCAGCAGGUGAUGAAGGAGUGGAAGGCCUGCGAGGUGAUCGUCAAGCAGAGAGAGAAAGAGAUGCAGUCGGCCAUCUUUGCUAAUCUUUCUUCAGGAAGCAGCAUAGAGAGCCACAUCCUCAGACACAGAGACUCCACUCUCUGCAAUGAGGUGUUCAUGUCAGUGGAUGAGCCCGACACAGGGGCGGGGGGGCAGGAAACCCCAGGAGGGGGAGGGAGAGACACCACCGGCCACUCUACAGUGAUUCUCCCCGCAGCCAGUGAGGCACUAGCUCCUGAUGAGCGCCCCCUAGUGGAGUUUGACUCCCCUGACUCCGGGCAGUCUCAGAUUCUCUCCUCUAUCGACGAUGGACAGAGCACGGAGGAGAAGGGGGGAGCCGGGCAGGAGGGGGGAGCCGGGCAGGAGGGAGGAGCCGGGCAGGAGGGGGGAGCAGGGGAGGAGGCUCGGCCACACUCGUACAGUGUGACGGAGGAGAAGGGGCGACAGGAUUGGUUGAGUGAGGAGAUGCUGUGCAGUCAGCUGGAUAAGUUGAUGACCAAUGAGAAUGGAGGAGCAGAGGGGAUGCCUUCACUCUCCUCCUAUACGAUUGAGCUGUUGGACACAGUGGCUCUGAACCUCCACAGGAUAGAUAAAGAUGUUCAACGCUGUGACCGUAACUACGGCUACUUUACGACCGCUAACCUGGAGAAACUACGCAACAUCAUGUGCAGCUAUGUGUGGGAGAAUCUGGAGAUGGGUUAUGUCCAGGGGAUGUGUGACCUGCUGGCUCCUCUCAUGGUCAUCCUGGACGAUGAGUGCCUGGCGUACAGCUGUUUCACCCAGCUGAUGAAGAGGAUGAGCCAGAACUUCCCCAACGGCGGAGCCAUGGACACACACUUCACCAACAUGAGGUCCCUCAUACAGAUCCUGGACUCUGAGCUGUUUGAGCUGAUGCAUCAGAAUGGAGACUCCGCCCACUUCUAUUUCUACUACCGUUGGUUCCUGUUGCACUUCAAAAGAGAGCUGCUGUACCAGGAUGUGUUCUCAGUAUGGGAGGUGAUCUGGGUGGCCCCUCACAUCUCCUCUCAGCACUUCAUCCUGUUCCUGGCCCUGGCUCUGGUAGAGGUCUACAGAGAGAUCAUCAGAGACAAUACCAUGGACUUCACUGACAUCAUCACCUUCUUCAACGAGAUGGCAGAACGUCAUGACGUGCAGCACAUCCUUCAGAUCGCCAGAGAACUGGUGCUCAAGGUCCAGUCUCUCAUCGAGAACAAGUGAUGAAGAGGAGGAUGAACAGGGCAGGAGGAAGAGGAGGGUGAACAAGGCCAGAAGAGGAGAGGUAGAGAGGAGCCAGAUACCAUCACUCCACCCCUCCACCUGCCCAUCCAUCCUCUGCAUCCAGCACAGCUCCCUCCCUCUCUUACCCCUCUUUAUACCUCACACACCUGUGGAAGAGACGGAGACGUGGGCCCUCUAUCCCUCCAGCCAGACCAGUGAAGGGUGAAGGCUCCAGGUUGACCAUCCUGGCCUGGAUGAAGGAGAGAACAGGGGGAAAGGAGAUGGAUGUUGGCUGGGUCCUGGUCUAGGUCUGGUUCUGGUCCUGGACUGGGUCUGGUCUGGGUUUGGUCUGGGUCUGGUCCUGGUUCCAGUGCUAAGUCUGGGUCUAGGUCUGGACCUGGUCCUGGACUGGGUCUGGUCUGGGUCUGGUCUGGUCCUGGACUGGGUCUGGUCUAGGUCUGGUCUGGGUCUGGUUCUGGACUGGGUCUGGUCCUGGACUGGGUCUGAUCCUGGUUCCAGUGCUAAGUCUGGGUCGAGGUCUGGACCUGGUAUAUAGAUGUUGUUUACAAGCACCCGGUCACAGAAAGCCAUGGUUAGUUGGUUGCUGUCAGACGUUUGGAGUUGUGUUUAUGCUCCUUAGUUGGAUCACACUGUGACUGCCCGCAUUUUAUUAUUCUCUACUAUUCACCAGGGGUGGCAGGAAGCUUAGUGGUGAGAGGCAGGUAGCCUAGUGGUGAGAGGCAGGUAGCCUAGUGGUGAGAGGCAGGUAGCCUAGUGGUGAGAGGCAGGUAGCCUAGUGGUGAGAGGCA
This is a messenger RNA of Oncorhynchus gorbuscha (pink salmon), 4283 nucleotides long. Its product is annotated as small G protein signaling modulator 2-like. The record is from RefSeq and is a predicted model, not a curated record. The coding region runs from base 229 to 3474 and encodes 1081 amino acids. Gene Ontology annotation, molecular function: GTPase activator activity. The transcript has 25 exons. NCBI's taxonomy places the organism in Eukaryota, Metazoa, Chordata, Actinopteri, Salmoniformes, Salmonidae.